CUUUUCUCGGGCUUCUUGGCUCAUUUGCUGUGAACACAACAGAAAGGGGAAAUUGUCCCUGCUGGGGGGUGUGUGAAUCCUUCAGCCCACUGCCCGCUGGAGGAGCUAGAAGAAGCCGGGGAGUUUCGCUGCCGGCUGCCCCCCAAACCAGCCAUGGCUGCUGCGAAUCCAGCACAACAGCUCCUAGGUGAAGUGACUUGUUCAGUGUGUCUAGAUUAUUUUAAAGAUCCAGUGUCUCUAGAUUGUGGGCACCAUUUCUGCCAGGCCUGCAUCACUCAGUACUGGGCGGUGCUGAGUACAAACUUCCCCUGUCCUGAGUGCAGAGAAACCUUCUCCCAAAGAAACUUCAAACCAAACAGGCAGCUGAGGAAUAUUGUAGAAGCUUCCAGAAAACUUACACUGGAGCCAGCAAAAGAACCAGAAGUUGGGACAGUGUGUGAAAAACACAAUGAGGAUUUAAUAGUCUUCUGCCAAGAGGAUCAAACAGCCAUUUGUUUGGUUUGCCACCUGUCCCGAGAUCACAGAGAACACCCUGCGGUUCCCAUAGAGGAGGCUGCUGAGGAUUACAAGGACCAAAUUCGGAGCCGUUUGGUGAUUUUGAAGAAAGCAAGAGAAGCGAUUUUGUCAUUUAAAUUGAGUGGGGAAAAUAAAAGCCAUGAAGUGCUGAAACAGCUAGAAACUGAGAAGCAGAAGAUUGUGUCUGAAUUUCAGCAACUGCGUCAGUUUCUGGAGAAACAAGAGCGACUCCGGCUGGCUCAGUUGGAAGAGCUGAAUAAGGAAAUUGAAAAGAGGGGGGCUGAGUAUGUUGCCAAAUUAUCUGAGGAAAUAUCUUCUUUCAGUUCCCUGAUCAGUGAGAUGGAGCAGAAGUGCCAGCAGCCAGCGAGUAAAUUCCUGCAGGACAUCAAAGGCACCUUGAGCAGAUGUGAGAGGGAGAAGUUUCCGAACCCAGUGGCCUUUUCUUCUGACCUGAAAUGGAGAAUCUGGGAAUCUUCUCAAAGAAAUGCCUCUCUGGAGACCAGAAUGAAGAAAUUCAAAGACUCUCUGUCGUCUAGACAGCGCUUGAACAAAGCGAACGUGACCCUGGAUCCAGACACGGCCCAUCCCCGACUCAUCCUGUCUGCGGAUCGGAAAAGUGUGAUAUGUGGAGACAGACGGCAGGAUCUGACUGACAACCCUGAGAGAUUUGACGCUGAUUUCUGUGUGAUGGGCUGUGAGGGAUUCACUUCGGGCAGACAUACCUGGGAGGUGGAGGUGGAGGGGGGGGGAUUCUGUUUUGUGGGGGUGGCCCGAGAGUCUGUGAGCAGGAAGGGAGAGAUCAGCUUUAACCCUGAGCAGGGGAUCUGGGCUGUGUCGUGCAGUGAGGAUCAGUACUGGGCUCUCACAUCCCCUGAGCAGAUCAUCCCCUUCCCCCCGAGCCGGGCACCCUGCAGGAUCCGGGUUUAUCUGGACUAUGAACGGGGGCAGGUGGCGUUUUUCGAUGCUGGUACCGGGGACCCGAUCGUCACUUUCCUGCCGGCCUCUUUCACCGGGGAGAGAAUCCGCCCGCUCUUCUGUGUUGUUGGUGUUAGUAUGCGGCUCACACUGUGUCCCUGA
Molecule: messenger RNA, 1593 nt
Organism: Emys orbicularis (European pond turtle)
Lineage: Eukaryota; Metazoa; Chordata; Testudines; Emydidae
Product: E3 ubiquitin-protein ligase TRIM7-like
Exons: 8
Coding region: 154-1593 (479 amino acids)
Biological process (GO): protein ubiquitination
Cellular component (GO): cytoplasm
Molecular function (GO): protein binding; ubiquitin protein ligase activity; zinc ion binding
Source: RefSeq, a predicted model, not a curated record